ACCUUCAGUUAAUUCUGAAGAGUGCUGGUCGUAGUUAUCAAAACGUUUCAGGCUUUGGAGGCGAAAUGAAGUCAGCCUUAUUUUCUGUUGCUUUGGUGUUACUGUUGCACGCAGGUUACGGCCAAACGGAAGAUUGCCUCCUUCCUGAGGAACCAGGUCUCUGCAAAGGGUAUUUCCCGCGAUAUAACUUUGAUAGGGCCAGAGGUCAGUGCAAGAGGUUCAUCUACGGUGGUUGCGGAGGAAACGGAAAUAACUUUCCCACACUGCAGGCAUGUGAGGAACGAUGUACAUGCUUUUUUCCAAAGGAAACUGGCCCGUGUAAGGCCAGGAUCGGUAGAUAUUACUUCAACCACCGCACUGGAAAAUGCGAAAAGUUCUAUUACGGAGGUUGCCUGGGGAACGUGAACAGAUUUAGAAGCAUUCGUAAUUGUAACAAAACCUGCGCUUCUGUUAAACCAAAGCCAAUUUGCUACCAACCGAAGAAAGUAGGACCAUGUAGGGCCCGGAGGCCUCGGUAUUUCUACAACAAGCUCACUAAGAAAUGUGAGAAAUUUUAUUAUGGUGGAUGUCGUGGUAACCAGAAUAAUUUCAAGAAACUUCAAGACUGCAGGAGAGUUUGUGUCUAGUAUCUGGAUGGGUUUAUGCACCACAAUUGCUCGGUUUAAAAGAUGUUACAGCCUUAUUUACAGCUUUUUAACGUUAGAAUGAACUUUUUAUGAAAGUGUGAUAUUCUUCGUCCUUGACUUUUAUUUGUUCAUCUGAAUGGUCUAUUUUUUUAGCUUUGUAUUCAAUGAUAGCUAAAGUAUAGUAAUAUUCAGCAGUUACCGAGUUAACAAUGAAAUAAAAAAGAACAUAUAGA
Molecule: messenger RNA, 859 nt
Organism: Stylophora pistillata
Lineage: Eukaryota; Metazoa; Cnidaria; Anthozoa; Scleractinia; Pocilloporidae
Product: BPTI/Kunitz domain-containing protein-like
Biological process (GO): negative regulation of peptidase activity
Cellular component (GO): extracellular region
Molecular function (GO): serine-type endopeptidase inhibitor activity
Source: RefSeq, a predicted model, not a curated record